Molecule: messenger RNA, 1557 nt
Organism: Dendronephthya gigantea
Lineage: Eukaryota; Metazoa; Cnidaria; Anthozoa; Malacalcyonacea; Nephtheidae
Exons: 8
Coding region: 92-1390 (432 amino acids)
Source: RefSeq, a predicted model, not a curated record
AUUUUGGUUCAAUUUAUCUUUUGCUUGAUAGUGAGAAGAGCACAUCAUUAUUGGUUGGUUGAUGCACAACGCUGACUUUCUUUUGAACUAAAUGGGUGACAAGGAGGGUCAAGCAGAACGAGAGGAAAAUGUAUUUCAUUCCUUGAACCACAACGAUAUUAACGAUGCCAUCAUUACCUGUUUUAAUACUAACAAGCACAAAAAUUGGGCAAUUGGGAGAUCAGUUGUUCUGACUAAGGAAACAAAAGAACAUGAAAAAAAAAUGCAAAAAGGAAAGGAUUUUGUGGAUGCAUUAAAUAAAGUACGAAAAAUUGAGGCUGUGCCUGAUAAAAUCGAUCCUAUAAUUGCACAACGGUUUUGGGGAUUCAGAAAAAAACCCAGAAAGAAAAACGUCCUCACUCUUCCAAACGGCGCACUUGUGACAUUUGGCGAAGUUAUCGCUCUCGCAGGAGAUUAUUAUGGCAUCCCAGAUGCUCCUAUUGCUGAUCCAUUGUUAAGAAGCGAUCAAACAGAUUCUGGAGCUCAUGUGAGGUUUAAAAAUGCUUAUGCUACGCUUGCACUCGUCCCGUAUGAAGGCGAACACAAGGAGCGACUGGAUAAGCUAUUGGAAAUGAUGGCUGAAGAUACCGAGGACACAAAACAAGGAUGUCACCAUAAUGAUAUGGAAUGGGAUGAGGCAACUGGUGGGGCGUGGUUAGCGGGUUUACCAAUCAUUAGUGGUAUUAUGAUGAAACUGGCUAAAAAAAACUACGAUCAUUUUUUGCCUAAUGCUAAGAUAGCAUAUGUUGCCGGUCACGAGUAUGCUAUUGAAAAAGCCAGGGAGGGUGGUCGAAGUCGAGAAGACAAAGAGCGAUUGCUAUCUAUUGCUCUUUCAAUUGACGCGUUUGCGUGUCAUUUCCUUACGGAUGCGUUUUCCAGUGGACAUUUGAGAACACCGAGAGUCGAGUUGGCAAUGAACGUCACUCCAAGCAACAUCGGCCAUCUUCUUUGCAAAUACAUGCAUGAUGAAGACAACAAUUUUGGUCUUCGUGUUACCAACGUACGUGGAGAUAAAUGGAUUGCUUAUGGGGAUGGAAUGCUCAUGAAAAAGUGCAACAAGCGAAAUUACCAUUUGGCUGUGGAAGGGGUUCAGAUUUCAGUUGACCAAAUAGGGCGAGCCUUCAAUAAUCCUGAUAUUGAAUUGGAUCCAUGUGAUGUCACUGACCUUAUACCAUUUGUGGACGUAAAAGGAAAGAAUAACACCCCAUUGUUUCAAGUCAAAGAUGGUAAACUUCAUCGUAGAUCAGAUAUCAAUGAUCUUCAAGAUAAGAAAACUAUCACGAACUGGUGGGGAGCAACGACUGCAGGAAAUUUACAAUGGUGGCAUGAGCCGAAAAAUUCAGCUAUAUAACCGGCCUCCUAAUGCAGGAACAUCUUAUUCAUUUUAACGGUCUGUUUGCGUUUACUAAUCAUGCUUAUUACGCUUUUAUUAAAAACUAUUUUGAAUACUGAAAACUUAUUACCCAUUUUCUAGGAAUAUCGACGUGUAACAACGUUCUAAUUAAAUAAAUUGUUUAA